CCGAAUAGUCUGAGUCGUCUCUCUGUCUGAUCUCUGGUCAUCCAUGCUCUUCCCCUUUACCAUGGCUACGGAUCCGCCCUUCUAAUGAUAGAGGGGGGGGGCGGGGGCGCCUUCGGGUCUUGCUAUUGGCUGGUUAUUUUGGUAACGUCAUGAUUGACGCCGAUAACUGUCCGUAUGAAAUAGCACCUCUGAGAGGAUAAGAAGUCAGAGAGUAACAUUUUCCACUGAACGAAAUCAUGGCAAAGGGGCAACAGGCCAACAAGGAGCUCACCGAUGUGCUUAACCAACUCUGGCGCCUGGAUACUAACCGUCUCAGGCCGGGGACUGAUUACAUCAUUUCCCUCCAGGGAAGGGCAGGUUAUGUGGCUCAGGGCAGUAGCUAUGCCAGAGACAAGGCCAGUGCUCCGCUCUUCACAUAUGUCAAUGAAGACAAACUCAAGAGUAUCAAGACAUAUUUACAUUUCAUGAACUUGCUGGACAACUAUGAGAUGUCCACAGGUGUAUCGGAGACAGUGACGUCAGAGGAGCAUAAAGAGAACAAGCUCUUUAUUGAUUCUAUCAUGGAGACUGAUGUCAUGAAGUGUGCUCACAAGUAUCUGGUCAGGAAGGGGCAGUCGCAAUCAGACCCUGAACAGUUCAAGAAACAGUUGUAUGACAUCUGGUUUCGCCUCUACCACCGGGACAGGAGUGGAAGUGAGGAUUCCUGUGGAUUUGAACAUGUGUUUGUGGGAGAAACCAAGUUUGAUCGGGAGAUUAUGGGUCUUCACAACUGGAUCCAGUUCUACCUGCAGGAAAAACACAACCAUAUUGACUACAAAGGCUACAAAGCAAGAGACAGCAAAGAUACACCUGAUGAAGAUGACCACGUCCUGAACCUGCAGUUCAGUUGGAAAGGCCUGGUGAAGCCGAUUGGUGGCUCCUUUAUUGGUGUCAGUCCAGAGUUUGAGGUGGCUCUGUUCACCAUCAUCUUUCUCAUGUCGACUGAGAAGAAGACGUCUGUGGUGGUGAAAGUGGACGAGUAUGUGCUGGAGCUGGUAGUCUAUCGGCACAGGGGAUCUAUCGGCACAUCCUACCCCACACUGCUCAGCAGCAACCACAGGGAUCUGUAAUAUCACUCCACAUGAGCAGCUGUUAUGUAAACAUUCACAUUUUUAACAAUUUAUGUUGAACUUUGAUUUUAUUCCCAUGCAGUAUAACCUUAACACAAAUCUGGAUCAGGUUCUUUUUGCAGCCGUCUUGCAUUGCCGGACCUAUCUCCACAGCGCUGCAAUCUUUGCACUAAAUGUCAGGCUUAAACUGUCUAGAGUGAACAACGUUUUUAGCCUAAAUCUCCUGAUCUGGAUUGAUAUCAUGGAAAGAAUUUAGGUUUUUAUAAUCACGUAUCUGUCUUUUAUUGUAUAUAAUACUAUAGAGUAAACAAAAGUUCCUUUCUCUACAAUGUUGUUAGCAAUCUCCUGUUUGUUAAAUUAGGCCUGAUAGUUCCCCCAGAUUCAGUCUGUCUAGAUAUAAAGUUGGUAUUUUUUACCAUAAGUCAAUUUCAUUCAAAGUAUUUUUUUCUGAUUACACAAAAUGUAUUGUCACAAUGUGUUUUCUUUUCUGAGAAUUCUUAACAGAUUUUUUAUUCUGCAGUUAUAAAACAAAUCCGACUAGUAGAAAAAUUAUAUGCUGCUGAUGAAAUUGAAUUUUUUAAUAUUUUUUAUUUCUGCUCAUUGUCCUGAGCUUUCAGUACAGUUACC
Etheostoma cragini (Arkansas darter) is the source of this 1736-nucleotide messenger RNA. RefSeq names its product poly(U)-specific endoribonuclease-C-like. The coding region runs from base 237 to 1109 and encodes 290 amino acids. Gene Ontology annotation, molecular function: RNA endonuclease activity. The record is from RefSeq and is a predicted model, not a curated record. The transcript is spliced from 7 exons. Lineage: Eukaryota; Metazoa; Chordata; Actinopteri; Perciformes; Percidae.